AAUGUAGCAAUGUCAAUUAAUGUAUUAAUUGUAGCAAAACACUCAUCUUAAAAAAAUCAAACGUAUUUUGUAAAAACAUAUACGUAAAUGAAAUGAUAGAAUUGAAAAAGAGGAUAUAUGCUUGCGUGGUCCUCCUAUAAAUUUUUUUUUCUAUUAAAGAAAGAUGUUUGUUCAAUUUUUCUUGAUGUUGGAAUGAUAUAUGUAUAUUAUAGUUCUUAUUGCAAGAAUACUGUUAAAAUAUGAAUAAGUUUUGGUGGCAUUUGGUACAAUCAUGUAUUAUACAAAUUAUGGCAUUCGCAUUGCAAUUUAUACUAGAGCAAAUAUUUAGUCGAUCGAUGGAAAAGAAGAAGGGAUAAUUAUGCGCGUAGACUUCUUCGUAACCAGUCGCAUCUCGAACGUUAUAGAAAAAUGAUUCAUCUAGGGAUUCAAUAUUUCAACUUCAAUAGAAUUCUAUUACUCGUUAUUGGUUUGUGGCCCUAUCAACAAUCUAAAGUCACACGAUUUCAAUUUCUUUUCCUCUCUACUAUUUUGACGGCGGGUAUUGUAUUUCAAUUGACACCGCUAAUGACAUCAAAACAUACGUCAUCAAAUCUUGUCACCAAGGUUCUAUGUUCAACAUCUUUCUUUACUCUUGCCGCAAUAAAAUACAAUUUAUUUUGGAUUAAUAUUGGAGCCGUAAAGGAUUUACUGAUGCAACUUCAACAUGUACAUAACCAAUUAAAAGAUAAAAAUGAAGUUGCUAUCAUAAAAGAAUAUAAUUGCAUUGGAAGACGUUAUACGAUCACUCUUACAAUGUUUGCCGUUAUCUUCAUAUUUAGCUAUAUCAUCAGCCAAUAUUGGAUGAAUGUCAAUGUUUUACCGAAAAACACAUCUCAGUUGUGUCGUUUGCCAAUUAUGAUGGAAUACUUCAUCGAUCAGAAAAAAUAUUUCUAUUUAAUUUUGUUGCAUAUCAAUGCAAUAAUUUGCAUUGGAUUGUUUGCAACAGUAGCAAUAGGAACAACAUUAAUUGCGUAUGUUCAGCAUAUCUGUGGAAUGUUCAGAAUUGCUUGUUACCGUAUCGAGCAUGCAAUUAAUAUCAAUAUUCGGAACAUUACGCUGAAAAAUGAAGUUUGGAUGAUCAAAAAUGUAACUUAUGCCGUAGACAUUCAUCGAAAAGCUAGGAAAUUAUCUAAACAUUUAACGUCUACAAUCGAAAAAAUGAUAUUUUUUUUAAUAUUGUGCAGUGUGACAUGCAUGGCCUUAAGUAUGUUUCAAGCUUUUCAGGUAGUUUCAUCCACAAAGAAUAUCGAGGAACUUUUCUUGCUAUCUUUAUUUAUAGUUGUCAUCUUUUCAUAUAUGUUUAUAGCCAACUAUCUCGGACAAAACCUAACAGAUCAUAAUAAUCACGUAUUUUUUACUGCAUAUAACGUUCAGUGGUACAGAGCUCCGUUACAUGUGCAAAGAAUGAUACUGUUUCUAUUACAGAAAGAAUCAAAGAAGUUAACUUUGAAUUUUGGUGGAUUAUUUGAUGCUUCUAUGGAAUGUUUUGCCACGUUGGUGAAAACUUCAGUAUCUUAUUUCACUGUCAUGUGUUCUAUACGGUGAUUAAUAUAAAUUUAAUAAUUAUACAGUUACUAAAAAAAUAACAGUAUUCAUGUUUAGAAAAUAGAUUUAUUUUUUAGAAUAUGUAGUUUAUAAAUAGAGAUGUUAUUAAUAAAAAAUACAAUAGAUUAGUAUUACUUAAAUAAAGGUGUUAGAGACCAUAUCAAAUCUCCGUUAUAUAUUUUUAACACUGAAUGUCAUUCUGGUCAAUUAUUUAUUUAGUGUGUUUAUGUAAAUAACAAAGUUUAAAAUUUUCAGUAUUAUAUAAGUAUUAUAUAAGUAACGAUAUAAUAACAAAACUAAUAUAAAAUUAAUUAUAUAUAAUAAUAUAUAAUAUAAGAGUAGAGUUAUUAAAUAUAUGAUAUAUAUAAUAAAAAUACAAUUAUUUAAUAAAAGAGUACAUACACAUAGUACUUAUGUUUGGAAAAUAAAGGGAUUAAUUUUUUAAACAAGUUUAGAGAUUAAAAAAUAUGUAAUUAAUUAACAAAAAAAACAAAGAUACCAAAGUAUGUCAUGUCACCAUUACCAUGUUAUAGCAAUAUAUUCAAAUUAAAUUGUAUAUAGUUUAAAUAUAAACAAUGAGAGUUUCAAUUCUAUUACAUUGUUUUUAAACAUUACUUUUUUACUCAAAAUUUGCUAUUAACAUGUUAAAU
Messenger RNA from Monomorium pharaonis (pharaoh ant), 2234 nucleotides. RefSeq lists its product as uncharacterized. The transcript has 9 exons. The coding region runs from base 409 to 1584 and encodes 391 amino acids. The record is from RefSeq and is a predicted model, not a curated record. Gene Ontology annotation, molecular function: olfactory receptor activity; odorant binding. Gene Ontology annotation, cellular component: plasma membrane. Gene Ontology annotation, biological process: sensory perception of smell; detection of chemical stimulus involved in sensory perception of smell. NCBI's taxonomy places the organism in Eukaryota, Metazoa, Arthropoda, Insecta, Hymenoptera, Formicidae.